This is a messenger RNA of Torulaspora globosa, 1041 nucleotides long. RefSeq names its product Spp1p (gene SPP1). NCBI's taxonomy places the organism in Eukaryota, Fungi, Ascomycota, Saccharomycetes, Saccharomycetales, Saccharomycetaceae. Bases 1 to 1041 code for a protein of 346 amino acids. The record is from RefSeq and is a predicted model, not a curated record. Gene Ontology annotation, biological process: positive regulation of DNA-templated transcription. The transcript has a single exon. Gene Ontology annotation, cellular component: Set1C/COMPASS complex.
AUGUCGCUACCAGAAUGGUGUCCUCCUUACACGGCUCGCAAGAAGUCGCCUAUAAGUGGCGAAGAGGUGUACUGUAUCUGCAAGAAGACCGAUUCCGGAGAGUUGAUGGUCGGCUGCGAUGGCUGCGAUGAUUGGUUCCACUUCUCGUGCUUGAGGAUUCCUGAGAAGUACAAGGAGCUUGUGUUUUCGUUCUACUGUCCGUACUGCCAAGCUGGGAUCACUGGCCCGUCGUCAAGGGCGGCUGCUGGCCAGGUUGAAGAACGAAGGACGAUCUGGAAACGCAAGUGUCGUUUGAGCGGUUGCUUCAAGCCCUGCCGGGAUGCCAGCAAGUACUGCUGCGAGGAACACGGCGAGCAGUACAUGAAGCAGGCGCUAGAGCGGCUGCAAGUCAAGGGACACACUCGAAGCGAGCAGGAACUGCUGGUCAAGCAGAUGCUCGGAUGCCUGGGAGGCUCGUCGCAGGAUUUUCAGGCGUUCGGCCAGCAUCCCUUCGCCGACGAGGAGGCAGUGAGGCAAGGCGAUCCUUCGCUGUACGACAGGAUAGUGUGCGAGGACCAAAGGCUGCAGGAGCUUCAGAACAAUCAGAAAGAGCUGCAAGAACAGACCAUCCCCAACAUCAGCAGCACCUUGGAGUCCCUCAGGACUUACAGACAAUGGCUCGACGACGUGAACAGCAAGCUACUUGCAGCGAAGGGCGACUCGCUAGCUCGCGACAAAGAAGGCGGUCGCCAGAGGAAGAAAACCAGCGGCAAGAAACAGAAGAAGACCAUAUGUGGGUAUUGCGCGCACUGGGAGGCCGUACCCUGCGCCGCAGACGAAAUUGUCGCCCAGUUUGAUGGCACAACCUCGACGAUACGCGGCGUGUGCACUAAGCUCAACUGCAACAAACAUGCAGAUUGGUCUUCGAUCGCCGCAGAACAGCUAACCAAUCAGUUGCGCUCGUUGCAAGCCCAUCAGGAUCGGCUACGCCUGCUGAUCAGCACCCGCAAGGAACAACUGAUGAUUCAAUUCUACGAGCGUUCACUUCUUCACAAGAAUUGA